CAAAAAGCCCGAGGUUGAGCUGGCCCGUCGUCAACACGUGAUCUUCGCCUAACUCUAACCAGCCGCUCAGAAAAUUAUUUCUCAAAACUCGACGAUAUCAGCAAAAGAUAUCCCACUCGAUCCAGAGAUAUUCCAAACAUGAAGCUUCUCACAGCAAAUUUUGUGCAGUGCUCAGUUAAGGCCUGCUCGGCUACGCCCAAGUGCUUCCCUUUGCACUUUGAUCAGCAGACCGCGGAUGUGCCACUUGAGCUGGCACACGAAGACGUCGACUUUAGUCCUGAGUUCAUUUACAAUAUCUUACCGCGUAUUGACUGGCCUGCUUUGUUGAUUACUGCUCGCGAGCUGGGAAAUAAUAUGCUGCCAGAGACUACGCCCGAGAUCGAGAACCCCAACGCUCCCGAGAACGAACAGAUUCUGCGAGAUCUCCAUACUCUUCUUCUUGAGACCCAAAUCAUCCAAGGAUCUAUGCGAUGCGAGAACUGCAACCACAUCUACUUCAUCCGCGACUCUAUCCCAAACUUUCUCCUCCCCGGCCACCUCGUCCAAUAGAGCAAUCUUCAACACUCGCCUCCUAUUGCUCACCUUUGGCCAGGUCCACCUGUAUAUUACACAAAAGUUCUUCUCGCCGGUCUGCUGAGUUUCUCUUUGUCACGAUUUGUUAUGUUUGUUUAGGUUGUAUAUAAGUUUCUUGGUGCCAUAUCUAUUGGGUUAAAUCAUAUUGCGUUAUUAUCUGAAUUUGAGGCUUCGCAAGGCUCGAGGCGCUUG
Myxozyma melibiosi is the source of this 765-nucleotide messenger RNA. RefSeq names its product subunit of an adoMet-dependent tRNA methyltransferase complex (Trm11p-Trm112p). Gene Ontology annotation, molecular function: protein heterodimerization activity. The record is from RefSeq and is a predicted model, not a curated record. Lineage: Eukaryota; Fungi; Ascomycota; Lipomycetes; Lipomycetales; Lipomycetaceae. The coding region runs from base 139 to 549 and encodes 136 amino acids. Gene Ontology annotation, biological process: rRNA (guanine-N7)-methylation; tRNA methylation; peptidyl-glutamine methylation. The transcript has 3 exons.